AAGGCAAAAUUCAAAAUGGCAACUACCCUUAUGUGUUGUUGCGAUACUGUUAAAUAAAUGCAGUAAAUUAUCCGUUGUGAGACAGGUACCGCGGCUUUGGACUUAUUGUGGAUGUGUGGACAAUCGAUUUCAAGAGCUGUUUCGCUGAAAAUUGAUGUGUCAUUGACCAUAACGGACACUGGUGAAAUUGCGUAUCUCUUUCAACAAAACAUCUCAGAGUCGUAGUAAUGUCGGAGUAAAGCCCAGACGUGGCGCCUCUGGCAAGGAAUUGUUGCGGGAUCAUGGAGAGUGACUGUCGGAUCCCAACGACGUGUUGUAGGCCCAGGAUUCUGGUCCUCCACGCACUUUUCUGGGGGCUUGUGUCUCUCAGGGUGUUUGGGGCUUCCAUUCUCUCAAAAGAAGAAAAACCACCAGUGACCAGGCCCAUCACCACUCCUUGUUGGCAGAUAGAAGAAUUUGUGGUAGCCACAGAGUGCUCCCAAUGCAAUGCAUUUCAGACGAAGACAUUGCCUGAGUGCAGUCUAACAGGAUACGUGGAGCGGAUCAAUUGUACCAAAACCAGCAAAGAAGUCCAUAAGAGCUGUCGUUCCACUCUCUUGGAGGAGCAUCUCUUCUGGAAGUUUGAAGGAGCCAUGUUGGGCCUCACUGUUCUCUUUGCUCUUGUGGUGGUUGCCAGGCAACGGUCUUUGGACCGCUUGGCAUCAGAGAAGGUCCGCCGGCAGAUAGAGUCCAUCUAGCGCCUGGACAGGAGCCGCGAGGUCACAUCCUCCUGCCUUGGUCCAACAGGGGAGCCCAUUUUCCAGAGCCAUACUAUGCUGAAUAAUUCAAUGAGAUUGAGACACAAGAGGCCAAACUCGCCUCCCCAAACAAGAAGCUGGCUUGUCUGACCUGAGCUGACUCCGCUGUUUUGGCCACAGGCUCAUAUUGAGCAUGAUUUUGACUUGAAUGAUCUUUGAUUGCGUCAAAACUGAACUCAGGUCAGACCAGACAAACAAACAAACAAACUCUCCAAAUGGUCAGCAGCUUGUUAUUCACCGUCCAGCUUCUGGACAUACUGUAUCAAGACAUAUCAAAACAAACAGCAAACCCCUUUGAUGUUUUAUGCAAUCUAUGCUCAACCAGUGGUUUGACCUCAUUAUUUAGAGAUGUUAUUGGUACAGCGAGCUUGAGAAAACCAUGGGAAGGAGUUGACAUUGAGGACACUGAAGUUAAUUAAGGGGACUUCUUUUAUUUACUUGUGAAUGUGAGCCACUAAGAUCAUUGCAAAGAAAUGGACCUCUAACUACAAGCAACCAAAUUCCAUGGACUUUUCAAAGCACAGUAGGCAUAUUGGAAGUGCUCAGAGCAGAGACAGUAUUUUGAAUUAUGUGAACUGCCAGGGGUCUUAAGGAGAAUUUAGAAUUUUAAAAUACUAGUAGGUUAAAACAUUAUAAAGUGUAAUAAGUACGUUUAAGAGUCCUGCAAGACAUUUCCGGUGAAAAGUGUUGCUCACCUCUCCAGAUUAGCCUUAUUUUACCUCUGGUAUCUUGUGUGUGUGAUUUUCUUAGUCUUGCGCUUGUAGUGUGAUUCAUCUUAAGUAGCAUACACGUAGCCUUGAGGCAUGGUAGCAUCAGCUCCAUCCUGGCAUCACAAGUUUGUGGACGUGUGGAUGAUGUCGCUAAUAUUUAUGCUAUUUACGGUGAAUCUCUGUGCUGUUCUUGAAUACCUUCACCAGAGUUUUUGAACUUGGUGCGGCAACCACAAUCCUAAUUGAAAAGUAAUUUGGAAAGAUAGACAGUAUUAUCGUUCUCAUUUGAUAAUUGUUUAAAUAUUCAUGAAUUGGAUAAUUUCUGCAUGCAGUUGACUCUGUGAUAAAAGUAGUGUUUUUCCCAUAAUACUUAAAAAAAGGUAUUUUAAGCAUUCUGAAUAUCAUGGGGGCAUUUUAUUUUAUUUUUUAUUUUCUUCUACAAGCCUUAGGGUAGACUGUUUUAAUUAAUCUCUAUAAAUUAAUCGACUUAAGCGUUGUCAUCUUCUUGUCUGUAGCAGAGAUGACUUUGCCCGAGGGUGAAUAACAUCCCGUAAAUGAUGUUAGGAGGGGGAAAAAGGUCUCCCAGGCGCUAUGACUCAGAUCAUCAAACAUGACGACAAACCCAACAUCCAGGUGUAAUCACUCUAAAAUAAGAUUUCACAUUUCUGCAGACAUGAGAUGACGCUUCCUGUCUUCUAAUUGUUUUUUUUUUUAUCCUGGUAUUUGUCAGGCACAUGGGUUUUUCCAGAGCAAUUUUUUUUUUUUUUUUUUUUUUUUUUUAAUGGGUUGUUUUUCAUUUCAAAUUUCCUGUCACUUUAGUUAUUUAGUCAAUGCAGUUCAAGCUUAGAGGUCCAACUACACCAAUUCCUAAUUUGCUAGUAAUGGUUGUGAGGGGUGAUGUCUCAGUUCGUUCUAAAUUGAUUAACCUUGAAUUGUUUUUGAUCUGUAGACUGUGGAGAGCAUGCAUGCAGGAAGGCUGAGCAUGCAUACAUGUGUGAGCAAGAGAGGAGUGUGUGUGUGUGUGAGCGCAAGCGGGUGGGGUGGCAAGGGGGUGCAUCACUUUCAUUCCACUUAAAACUGUUUUAUCCACAACUGAGUAGAAGAAGGGAACUAGAUGACGUGUGUGUGUGGCUGGGUGUGUGUGUGUGGCUGGGUGUGUAGUUGUGUGUGUGUGUGUGUGUGUGUGUUUGUGUAUAAGUUAGGGGGUGGGUGACGUGAUAUACUCCAAAACUGUAUUUGACUAACGAUUUUACUGAUGAAUCCCCCACUUAACUGUAAAUACUGUAUUUUUAUGAGAUGUAACAUAUGUUUCCUAUUGUCGGCAGCAGACUGGCUCUAUGCUGUAAUAAAAGAAAUGGGAAAACU
Sardina pilchardus (European sardine) is the source of this 2872-nucleotide messenger RNA. It is a transcript of the gene jtb, whose product is annotated as jumping translocation breakpoint. The record is from RefSeq and is a predicted model, not a curated record. Gene Ontology annotation, cellular component: cytoplasm; spindle; membrane. Gene Ontology annotation, biological process: mitotic cytokinesis. Bases 282 to 737 code for a protein of 151 amino acids. NCBI's taxonomy places the organism in Eukaryota, Metazoa, Chordata, Actinopteri, Clupeiformes, Clupeidae. The transcript has 6 exons.